Eutrema salsugineum is the source of this 1137-nucleotide messenger RNA. RefSeq names its product putative F-box protein At4g10190. Gene Ontology annotation, molecular function: protein binding. The record is from RefSeq and is a predicted model, not a curated record. NCBI's taxonomy places the organism in Eukaryota, Viridiplantae, Streptophyta, Magnoliopsida, Brassicales, Brassicaceae. The transcript has a single exon. The coding region runs from base 1 to 1137 and encodes 378 amino acids.
AUGAUGAAGAAGACAAGCAUCAAACAUCUUCCCGAGGAUUUGAUGGUGGAGAUACUCUCUAGGGUUCCGGCGGUAUAUCUCGGGCGAUCACGAUCGACGUCCAAAGGAUGGAACGCUCUGAUCAAAGAUGGGAAAUUUGUUAAGAAGCACUCUGCUAAUGCGCCAAGGCAGUCUGUGGUUAUCAUGUUGAUUGGUUUUAGGGUUUAUUUAGCUAGGUUUUAUAUCCAUGGACUUGAAGAGAACGUUAUAAAGGUAACAAGUCAAUUUAGCCUCAAAGAUCCUAUUUCUAAUCCUUCCAAAGAAGUCUAUAUAGUCGAUAUUUUUCACUGCGACGGCUUAUUGCUUUGCACUACCAAGGAUAAUAGACUGGUGGUUUGGAAUCCAUGUUCAGGUGAAACAAGGUGGAUGAUCAAACCCAAAAAUUCCUACUCGAAUUUCGGUUACUAUUCUCUCGGUAAAUCGUCAUGCAACAAGUACAAAAUCUUGAGGGUGGAUCAACAUGGGAAUGGUUAUAUAUCCCCAUGCCUAGUUGAGUACGAAAUCUAUGAUUUUACCUCUAACUCGUGGAGGUCUGUUGGUAAGACUAGAGACUGGUCCAUUCCAAGGAUUAAGAUGCGUGGCGUAUCUGUGAAUGGGGAUACUUACUGGCUUGCUCAUAGUUUUAGUGGAGACUCGCCAAUGAAGAAGGACAUGUUACUAUGUUUUGAUUUCUCAACAGAGAGAUUCGAAAGAGAAUCUCUUCCGGUUGAUCAUUUUUCUUAUCAUCCAAUGGCUUUACCUAUGACUAGAGAAGAGCAAAAACUUUGUCUGUUAGCGCUCCGUGACUGUAACUUACCCGUACCCCAUAUAGAUUUAUGGAUUGCAACUAAGAUUGAGAGUACCGGAGUCAUGUCAUGGAGAAAGUUCCUAACAGUGGAACGAGCUGAUCCCUGGGAGUUUCUAACGUUUAAUAUUGGGAUGAGUUAUUUGGCCGACCAAGAGUAUAAAGUUUUGGUGUGUCCCGGUAAACAUGGGAACUCUAACAGGUUCCUACACAUUGUGGGAGAUGAUAAAUACGUACAAGUGGAUCAUCAUGAUGCAGGAUCUAAAUGUUCACUUCUCCUCAGCUAUGUUCCAACUUUGGUUCAUAUUCAAUAA